ACGUUGCGUGACGCGCGUGGCGUGCAGCUUUCGCUCUACCGUACGGCGGCCGAUGUGUCUGUAUCCACGGCUGCUCGCGUGUUUCCACUGGUGGGGGUAACACGGGGCGGCGCCUAACCAGUCAUGGGCGUCGUUCCAAGUUGGAACUACUUUCACAUGGCGUAGGAAUUUUCGUGCUGUACCGGCGUGGUACUCGUGACGAAUUCAAUUCUGAUUGGUCCUUAAGCAUAACCUCCUCCCUUGGCACCCUGUUUUCUUCCCCCUCCUCCUCACCUUUACAGCGACGCGGGCUAACACUUCUCAUCUCCCUCUUAGCUGCCGCAAUUUUGCGUCUUACUCUCUCUUCUUAUUUCUCUUUUCCUAGUCUCCCUCUUUCUCUUUCUCUUUACCUUUGAUAGUACUCUUACUCCCUACGUAGCAACCGUGUGUUUUCGUCUCUUUUCGUUACUCGUUUAUCCGCCGAUUCUGAGCAUUUCUUUUUCCUCUCUCUCUUCUCUAUCCUUUUUCGGUUCUCCUUAACUUCUUCCGGUCUCGUCGGCCGUCUUAUCUAGUUUAGUAGCGGCUUGAAUGCAAUGCAGCAAAGCCAAGUAGCGAGAGUAUACGAAUUUAAUCUCGCGGCACAUCGUUGAGUUACUCGAACAGUCGACAGGGGGCGCUAUGUAGUUUAAUCGGCAGAAAGAAAGAGAGAGAAAGAGAGAGAGAAGAGAAUCGGUGGAAGAGAGUACGGAAGAGACGAGACGAGACGCGUCGCGUCGUCGAGAGGUGGAGCGAGACGGAUCGAGAGGGUGAGUGGCAAGCGUGGAGGGGGCGUAUUGUGCGGGGGAGGGGGAACCGAGUGACGACGGAGCAAGCGAGAGAAGUCGGUUAUCGCNGAGAGGGGGACGCCGCGUGAAAGACAAGGAGGAAAAGCAGCGCGCGUUCCUCGUCGCCACGUAGAGGCACACCGCACCGUGGAAGAGUGUGUGCGCGCGAGUGAGACCGUGGCCGUUCAAAGGAAGAGAGGGAAUGAUAGUGGAAAAGAGAAAGAGGAGAAACGAUGGCUGGUGGAAGAGAGAAAGAGUGAUAGGGAGGGAGCGACAGAGAGAGAGACGGGAAAGUCAUCAGUGGAAGGAAGAGAGGCCGAUGGUGAAAGAGAGAGAGGAAAGGAGACGAACGAGCGAGUAAGAGACAGAGGACGGUACAGAGUGGCGGUACACGGGGCGCGAGAAAAGCGGUAGUGUGCCGUGGACCACCGCACUGGCAUACCGUGGUUCGUUACGAUCCCCUUCGUACGUCGCUUCGUACCGAACCUCGCAGUCAUCAGCGAAGUCACAUUUCGGCUAGUGCUAGUGCAGUGCGGACAGAGUCGGAGCGGUUGCUUCGGUCCUUUUAAAAAAGUACGACCGAGUUUCCGAGACGAGACGCACGAGGCCCCGGGCCUAGUGACCGAUUCAGAAAAUCAUAUCACACGAUAUCAUAUCGAUAUACGAGAUAGAGGAGAGAAACAGAGAGAGGUGUUCCGCGAGGGAGAGAUCGUCGCGUGCCGGCCGACCAAACGUCGACGGGCGCGCACGCGGUAGAGACCCAUAGCCAGUUUUAUAGCCCGUCUUAUUACCCCGGUUUAUUGCGUCGUAACGGUUUAACGAUCAUCGCCCGUUUCCACCACCUAGACCGCCGGUUUACAUUCUUACCGGUAGCGGUAACCAUAACAAGCUCAUAAAAGCCCCCGCCGCUGCCAUGAGUCCCAUUCGGAAUUAUACUCGUACGGCCUAUUGACAUUGACACUCUUGGGUGCAACCGCUUAUACCUACCGAUGACUUUUAUGACCUCUUAAAACGGUUUAAUGCCUGUUUGCUUGUCCCUUGUCGACGCUGUCACCUGUCGCCACCCGCGUCAAACAGCGUAUCGGUGUUUGGACGCGACGCGCCUACCUCUCGCUUUUUGGCGCCAACUACUACCGGAACACGAACUCGGAACUAUCACGACCAAUUCGAUAUUCUUCGUCUUCCGUGGGGCGAAUAGUGGAUCUUAAACGGUGAACGGACCUUUUUAAUACAUUCGGAAAACGCGACGAGAAAUAUCGCGCAGAGCAUGGACUCUAAUAUUGUUCGCAAUUAAAAAAAAACUUAUUUCUCCAUUCUCUCCGUCCUCUCGACAAUUACGAAGAAAAAAUAGACGAGAACAAUAUACAACGAGAAUUGUUUGAACGAGGCCUUUCAUAAUUCGCCUCCCCGAUCGCGAGUUCGCCGUUAUAUUUUUUAUUGUUUCUCGAGUGGCGGUGUUUCAGUGCAAGUGAUUCAAAAUACCCGGGAUAAUGAACUCGUAUUUUGAGCAGACUGCGGGUGGCUUCUACGGAAGUCACCACCAUCAGACAGGAGCCGCCAGUCAACAUCAUGAUCCAGCCACAGCAGCUGCCUAUCGAAGUUUCCCUCUCGGCCUGGGUAUGUCACCUUACGCAUCCACUCAACAUCAUCAUCACACCUCUUCGUCAUUGGGCAUACAUCCGGGCGGAGGAACGAACACGAGACCACCUCAAGAUUCACCGUACGACGCGAGCGUCGCGACGGCUUGCAAACUUUAUUCAACAACACCCGAGGCAACUGGACACACUACAUCCUCAUAUUCGACCACAGCGACCAAGGACUGUAAGCAACAAGAUCAAGCAUCGGCGCAUCAGAAUGGUUACGCUGCAGUGAUGGCAGCUGCGGCCGUCAAGGACGUUUGGCAGUCAGCGACCUCGGGAGCGAACAGUCAGAGCAAUUCGGUGGUUCGUCCAUCAGCGUGCACUCCAGAAGGAACGAGAGUUGGUAGCUACGGUGGUCUCGUAGGCGGCGAUCCAGCAUCGAGUCCUGGUAACAACAGUUCCUCGAGGUCCCUCACGUCGUCCUGGAACACCUGCAGUUUGAACUCGUCCGCGAGCCAACCGGUUGCCACGCAACUACAUCAGCAACCCACCAACCAUACGUUCUACCCCUGGAUGGCUAUAGCAGGUAAGGAAGAUAUUGCUAAGCCACAUUGGACAUGGUUGCAAGGUAAGAUCGUAAACUAUCGACGAACGAAGAUGCGAACGUUGUCGCGGUAUGAGAGCGAACGGAAUGCGCAGGCGCGGCCGCCAGACCUACACGCGCUACCAGACGCUCGAACUGGAGAAGGAAUUCCACACGAACCACUACCUCACCAGGCGGAGGCGGAUCGAGAUGGCACACUCGCUCUGCCUGACGGAACGGCAGAUCAAGAUCUGGUUCCAGAAUCGGCGGAUGAAGCUGAAGAAGGAGAUACAGGCGAUCAAGGAGCUGAACGAACAGGAGAAACAGGCGCAGGCGCAGAAGGCAGCGGCAGCAGCGGCCGCGGCUGCGCAUCAGCAGCAAGCGGCCGGUGGGGGACCGGAGGGGGCCAACUAGGGGUACGCCCUGCACCGGAGCCCCCCUGACCACCCCACCACCAAUCCACACCACCCUCUGCUAGCACCGCAAUGUACACAGCUAUAUUAAAG
Messenger RNA from Apis dorsata (giant honeybee), 3472 nucleotides. RefSeq names its product homeotic protein ultrabithorax. Gene Ontology annotation, cellular component: nucleus. Gene Ontology annotation, molecular function: DNA-binding transcription factor activity, RNA polymerase II-specific; RNA polymerase II cis-regulatory region sequence-specific DNA binding. Gene Ontology annotation, biological process: anterior/posterior pattern specification; negative regulation of transcription by RNA polymerase II. The transcript has 4 exons. Lineage: Eukaryota; Metazoa; Arthropoda; Insecta; Hymenoptera; Apidae. The record is from RefSeq and is a predicted model, not a curated record. Bases 2294 to 3409 code for a protein of 371 amino acids.